AUGGGUCUAGGCUAUGGGGUUUUGUAGUCCCCAAGGGUCUCUCGGCUUCCUGAAACACUAUUUUCCUGAACAUUUCGGAUUAAAUAUCAGAUAUCAUUCUCCCUGAGAGCUGCACAGGAUUUAUCCUUGGGAUGGAGGAGAGAUUAGGGGAUGAAAAGAACUAAAAGAAUGGGAGUUGUUUAUUAUUGUUAAUGACACAAAGGUGAGCGGGCAGAUCAGCUGAUUGACAGCCUUAUGCCGAGGUAGUGACCAAGGACUAUGGAUGGGCUUUGGAUGACUCGGAUAAAUGACCAAUGAGAAGAGAGCUGGAGCUGGAUGAGGGCUAUAGAACUCCCAGAAGAGGGUAGGACCUUGAAGCACAAGCUCAGGGAAAGGAGGUGGAGGCUGGGAGAUUCCAGUAACUAUGUAAAUAAGCAUGCAAAAUCAGCACCUGUUUAUUUGGCAUGUGUGGCUGAAGAUUCAUUUGAGUGAGACAGUCCUCUAACUUUGGCUAGGAGAGAGCAAGUAAUGGGCCCUUUAAGAUAUCAGGCUCUGAUUUGUGGUCCUGAAAAUUCUCUAGCUGACACAUCCUUCUGGCUCUCUGUUUGGGAUUAGCUCAUGGGAUGGGGCUGAUGAAAUCCCAGGAAAUUCAGUCUUUAUUGGCUGUAGGCCCAGAGGCUCUUUCCAAACAGCAAGGGUCUACACAAGGCUCUUGUUCCGAGAGGGGAAAAUGCCCCCCUAGAGGGCUCUCACCCAUCCACUUCCGUUGGAGAGCCACAGAAGGGAGUUUGGGCCCUCCCAUCCGGAGCCUGGCUUAGGUAGGAAGGGGAGUCUGCAGUUUGUCUGGGAGGAGCCUGGAGGAGUUUCCUCUUAAAUAGAGGGGCCUGGAAAGCUGAAGUAUCCACAUCCAGGAAGCUCUAGGAGGUGAAGCUGUAGCCAGCUGGAAGGGGACUCAGGUGUCUGGGCAGGCUCUUCCCUGCGGCGGACCUUCAGCUUCCUCUUGAGCAUGACGGGCAAAACCAAGACCCGGGAAAAGGAGAAGAUGAAGGAAGCCAAGGAUGCCCGUUAUACCAACGGGCACCUCUUCACUACCAUCUCAGUUUCGGGCAUGACUAUGUGCUAUGCCUGUAACAAGAGCAUCACAGCCAAGGAAGCCCUCAUCUGCCCAACCUGCAAUGUGACUAUCCACAACCGCUGUAAAGACACCCUGGCCAACUGUACCAAGGUCAAGCAGAAGCAACAGAAAGCUGCUCUGUUGAAGAACAACACUGCCUUGCAGUCUGUCUCUCUUCGAAGUAAGACAACCACCCGGGAGCGGCCUACCUCUGCCAUCUACCCCUCCGACAGCUUCCGACAGUCCCUCCUUGGCUCCCGCCGUGGCCGGUCCUCCUUGUCUUUAGCUAAGAGUGUUUCCACCACCAACAUUGCUGGACAUUUCAAUGAUGAGUCUCCCCUGGGGCUGCGUCGGAUCCUUUCCCAGUCCACAGACUCCCUCAACAUGCGGAAUCGAACCCUAUCGGUGGAAUCCCUUAUUGAUGAAGGUGCAGAAGUGAUCUAUAAUGAGCUGAUGAGUGACUUUGAGAUGGACGAGAAGGACUUUGCAGCGGAUUCGUGGAGCCUUGCCGUGGAUGGCAGCUUCCUGCAGCAGCAUAAAAAGGAGGUGAUGAAGCAACAGGAUGUCAUCUAUGAACUAAUCCAGACAGAACUGCACCAUGUGAAGACACUGAAGAUCAUGACCCGCCUCUUCCGCACUGGGAUGCUGGAAGAACUGCAGCUGGAGCCAGGAGUGGUCCAGGGCCUAUUCCCCUGUGUGGAUGAGCUCAAUGACAUUCAUACCCGCUUCCUUAGCCAGCUGUUAGAACGCCGGCGCCAAGCCCUGUGCCCUGGAAGCACUCGGAAUUUUGUCAUCCAUCGCUUGGGUGACCUGCUUAUCAGCCAGUUCUCAGGUCCCAGUGCAGAGCAGAUGCGGAAGACCUACUCAGAGUUCUGCAGCCGCCACACGAAGGCCUUAAAGCUCUAUAAGGAGUUGUAUGCUCGAGACAAACGCUUCCAGCAGUUCAUUCGGAAAGUGACCCGCUCAGCUGUGCUGAAGCGGCAUGGGGUACAGGAAUGUAUCCUCCUGGUGACUCAGCGCAUCACCAAGUACCCAGUGCUCAUCAACCGGAUCCUUCAGCAUUCCCAUGGAAUUGAGGAGGAGCGCCAGGACCUGACAGCGGCACUGGGCCUGGUCAAAGAGUUGCUGUCCAAUGUGGACCAGGAUGUUCAUGACCUGGAGAAAGGGGCUCGCCUGCAAGAAAUCUAUAACCGCAUGGACCCUCGGGCCCAGGCCCCAGUACCUGGCAAAGGCCCUUUUGGCCGAGAGGAGCUUCUGCGGCGCAAGCUCAUCCACGAUGGCUGCCUGCUCUGGAAGACAGCGACAGGUCGCUUUAAAGAUGUGCUAAUGCUGCUCAUGACAGAUGUGCUCCUAUUCCUCCAAGAGAAGGACCAAAAGUACAUCUUUCCUGCUCUGGACAAGCCUUCAGUGGUAUCACUGCAGAAUCUGAUUGUUCGGGACAUUGCCAACCAAGAAAAGGGGAUGUUUCUGAUUAGCGCGGCCCCCCCUGAGAUGUAUGAGGUGCACACAGCAUCCCGGGAUGACCGGAGCACCUGGAUCCGAGUCAUUCAGCAGAGCGUGCGCGUCUGUCCAUCCAGAGAGGACUUCCCCCUGAUUGAGACAGAAGAUGAGGCUUACCUGCGGCGGAUCAAGAUGGAACUUCAGCAGAAGGACCGGGCACUAGUGGAGCUGCUGCAGGAGAAGGUUGGACUGUUCGCUGAGAUGACCCACUUCCAGGCAGAAGAGGAUGGCAGCAGUGGGAUGUCCCUGCCCACCCUGCCCAGGGGCCUUUUCCGUUCAGAGUCCCUGGAGUCACCUCGUGGCGAGCGACUGCUUCAAGAUGCCAUCCGUGAGGUGGAGGGCCUGAAAGACCUGCUAGUAGGGUCUGGAGUGGAGCUGCUCCUGACGUCCAGAGAACCAGCCCUGCCUUUGGAAACAGACAGCGGUGGUAACACAAGUCCUGGGGUCACUGCCAAUGGAGAGGCCAGGACCUUCAAUGGCUCCAUUGAGCUCUGCAGAGCUGACUCAGACUCCAGCCAGAAGGAUCGAAAUGGGAACCAGCUGAGAUCCCCUCAGGAGGAAGUGUUACAGCGACUGGUCAAUCUCUACGGGCUUCUUCAUGGCUUACAGGCAGCUGUGGCUCAGCAGGACACUUUAAUGGAAGCCCGGUUCCCAGAGGGUCCUGAGCGGCGGGAGAAGCUGACCCGAGCUAACUCCCGCGAUGGUGAAGCUGGCAGGGCCGGGGCUGGGCCCGUGGCUCCUGAAAAGCAGGCCACGGAGCUGGCACUGCUGCAGCGACAGCAUGCACUGCUGCAAGAGGAGUUGCGGCGCUGUCGGCGGCUGGGUGAAGAGCGGGCAACUGAGGCCGGCAGCCUGGAAGCCCGGCUCCGGGAAAGUGAGCAGGCCCGGGCUCUGCUGGAACGGGAGGCUGAAGAGGCCCGGAGGCAGUUGGCCGCCUUGGGCCAGAAUGAGCCACUCCCAGCAGAAGCCCCCUGGGCCCGAAGGCCUCUGGAUCCUAGGAGGCGAAGCCUCCCAGCAGGCGAUGCCCUGUACUUGAGCUUCAACCCCCCACAGCCCAGCCGUGGCCAUGACCGCCUGGAUCUGCCUGUGACUAUUCGCUCCCUCCAUCGACCCUUUGAGGACCGUGAGAGGCAGGAGCUGGGUAGCCCUGAGGAGCGACUGCAAGACAGCAGUGACCCUGACACUGGCAGCGAGGAAGAAGGGAACAGCCGUCUGUCUCCGCCCCACAGUCCACGAGACUUCACUCGAAUGCAAGACAUCCCAGAGGAGACAGAGAGCCGAGAUGGGGAGCUUGUGGCUUCAGAGAGCUAAGGGGGGCCCCCUCCCUCUGCCCAGUGCCCCACUGAAGAACAUUAUAUUGAAAGGGGCAAAUCUCGAGAACUCCAAUCUGCCAAUGAUGAGGAAACAUUUGAAAGAACUGCUUAUUGUCCUUGCCAGCUCUGGGAUCGUUGGAUACCUGGGGCCAUUUAGGAAGCUUGGGGGAUUUAGGCCACAAUAUCCCCCAGGUGGCAUCCAAAAGCUACACCACAGAUGCCAAUUUUUCAUGCCUUCUUCCCUCUACUUUAGAAAAAUUUAUUUAUUUAUUGUUUAUUAGUUAUAGGGGGAAAGAGGAGGUUUAAAGGACCAGAGACAUGGGAACCAAGCCAUAGGGAUCAGGGGGCCUUCUCCUUUAACACUAUUGGGGUGUGGGUGUUCAGGCUUAGCCAUGCGGCUGCAGGGUUCAAGUCUGAUGAUACUCUUCCCCAGCAAACAUGAAA
This is a messenger RNA of Perognathus longimembris pacificus (Pacific pocket mouse), 4350 nucleotides long. RefSeq names its product Rho/Rac guanine nucleotide exchange factor 2 (gene Arhgef2). The record is from RefSeq and is a predicted model, not a curated record. Bases 986 to 3904 code for a protein of 972 amino acids. The transcript is spliced from 23 exons. Gene Ontology annotation, cellular component: cytoskeleton; ruffle membrane. Lineage: Eukaryota; Metazoa; Chordata; Mammalia; Rodentia; Heteromyidae. Gene Ontology annotation, biological process: cell morphogenesis; actin filament organization; positive regulation of neuron differentiation. Gene Ontology annotation, molecular function: guanyl-nucleotide exchange factor activity; microtubule binding.